AUCUUUUAUUUUAACAAACAAUUUACACAAACUUCAAAUACGCCAAAUAUUCGUAAUGCUGUGUAUUAUUCAAUCUAUAAUUUUAAAAACGCUAUUAAUAUUAACGAAGAGGUUGAAUAGCUCGUAAAAAAAAGCGAAAGUGAAAGUUUCUUUAGGCGUGUCCUCCCGUCACCCUCGUCGAAAAAGGCUCUCGUUUUCAUGAUCAUUUAUGAUAUAAUGACAGUUUUGUCUAAUUUUAAUACAUGAUGGACAUAACCUGUAUUUUUAUGUCAGUACUUAUGAUUGUCGCUGAUGGCUUCAUUGUGCAUGGUCCCUCUGGUCCUCUGGUUGCUCCUCUGGGAUCUUCAGUGGUUUUGCCCUGUUAUGUUGAUGAACUCCCAGUAAUGGAGGAUCUGGAGGUGCAAUGGAGAAGAACAGACUCAGAUGCACAGGUUCAUCUGUUUCUGGAUGGUGAGAGUCGACCAGAGUCUCAGGAGCAGGAUUAUCAUGAUAGAGCUCAUUUUUUUACAGAUCAGAUUCAACGGGGAAACUUCUCUCUCCGUCUGGACAAUCUGACAGCUGAAGAUGAAGGAGAAUAUAUAUGUAAAGUUCACAGUCAGGAUUCUGGUGAAACUGUGGUUCUGUUAAAACAUGAGCGUUUGUUAGUAUCAGGAUCAGAUCGGUCUGUAUCUGCAGAUGAUGGUGAGGAUGUCACUCUGAACUGCUCUGUAGACUCUCACAUUAAACCUGAACACAUUGAAGAGGUUUUGUGGAGGAGAACAGAUGGAGAUAUUCUGGUUCUGCUCUUCCAAAACAAUGAGACUUUAUCAGAUUCAUCAGAUGAGCAAUACAGAGACAGAGUUGAGUUCUUCACUGCUGAAAUCCCCAAAGGAAACUUCUCUCUCAGACUGAAGAGUGUCACAACUGAGGAUAAAGGAGUUUACAUGUGUCAAGUGUUUGCUGGAGGACUUUCAGCCAAUGCAACUGUAGAACUGGACCAACUGGGUUUCUCUUCUUGGCACAUAGCUGUGUUAUUUUUCUGUUUUGCUGCUGGAUCUGGAGCUGUGCUUCUGCUCUGCUCUCUGAUCUACUACAGAUAUAAAAACACUGUCACCAGCAGCAUAAUCUGGACUCUUCAGGUUUCUCUGGUCUUUUGUCCAAACAUCUGUCUGUUCUUUGCCUUCAUGCUUUGGGGCUUUACUGAAGGAUCUCUGCAUGAGACGGUCACCUGCUGUGCUCUUUGUAUUCUGAGGCCUGUUAUGUUGAUUUGGACUUUGCGCUAUUUGAAGUGUCUUCAAGACAAUCAUAAAUCAUGGAUCAGGUUUUUCAGAAUAACACAUGAAUUUACUGUUCUUACAGUCAUUGUUUAUUCAGUUCUUUUUGCAUAUGGCUGGAGAAUCAGUGCACAUGAUACAGACAAUAUAAGCCGUAUAUUCUCAGGAAUAUUCUUUGGAGGUGUUGUGCUGUUCUGUCUCCUGAGUGCAGGUUUGAAUGAUGCACUUUGUAUCUUUCUGUCUUUUUUCCAAUUGUUCCAGUUGAUCUCCUCAUUUGGACUUCCCUCUCCAGGGUUUCUUUUUGUGCCUUUUGUUCUACCACUUUUAACUCGUCUGCAAGCAAGAUUUGAAUGUCUUCACCACAGAUGGAUGACAAUAUUGUGUAUAUUAAUAAUAACACUCCUGGAUAUCAUCCUAGUGAUUUAUGCUCAUCUAACCAUAUUAGAAAGGGAAAAAGAGUACUUGGAAUGGACCUGUGUCAUUUUAUUUAUUGAAGUUCUGAAGAUAGCCGUGAUCGUUGAACACCGUGUGCUGAAACGCAUGUUGAAAGAGGAUGAACGUUCAAGAGUUCAGAGACGACGAGAGACUGAGACGAGUCAACAAGGAUCAAAUACAUUGUCUCUCUGUAAUGAAAUCAUGUUCAUGUUUGGAGCAGUUGGUCUUGUUUUGUUGAACUCUGUUACACUGACAGCAGAACUGAUCCUGAAAGCACGGAAUGGUGAGCGUGUCAUGAAGGAUAUGAGAGUCAUUGUCUUCCCUUCUGAAAGUGUUUUUGUCUUGUGUUGGCUGAUUUUACAAAUGCAUGCUUACUGGAGGAUUGUUAUAGCAGGAUCUACACAGAAUCAAAGGAACUUACAUCAAAGAGUUCAGCUCAUGGAAAUGUAAUAAUUAUAUAUAAUGUAUCGGCUGAUCUGCAAUAUAAUCCUUGACAUCUUAGCGUGAAGUACUGAUUUGUACCAAACAACGUCUUGUUUUAAACAGAAUACACCAGAGACUCAUGAAAUUAAGAAUCUGUAUGCAGCUGAUCCUGCCAAAUCUUUUCAAAAGUAAAACAUGCUGUAUUUUUGUAACAGUACUAGGCUUCAUAUAAGUUUAUUUUAAUAGUUAUUAUGAAAAAGAUCUAAUUUGUAUUUUUUCAUAAACAGAUUGAGGUACAGCUUUUAUGUAAAUGUGGUGUGUUAUUAAAAAAGUGUUUAUUCAUUUUUGUAUAUUUAGUAAAAUAUGAAAGAGCUGAACUUCUGUAUAUGUAUAUUCUGUAUAUGUUUAUGAGGCCAUUUCAUGAGUGGUCUGACGCUCAUAUAUUUUCAGCUAAUAUUGCUGAAGUUAAUCAGAUCUGUGCCAAAUUCUAUGCAAAAAUAUUUAUGCAACAUUUAAAAUGAACAAGCAGUUUGUAAAGUGUCUUAAUUGCUAUAGUUUAGUGUGCGUGUGUGUGUAAAUGAUAAAAUUAAUGAGACCACAAAUA
Messenger RNA from Carassius auratus (goldfish), 2715 nucleotides. RefSeq lists its product as uncharacterized. Gene Ontology annotation, biological process: positive regulation of T cell proliferation; immune response; negative regulation of T cell proliferation. Bases 243 to 2138 code for a protein of 631 amino acids. The record is from RefSeq and is a predicted model, not a curated record. Lineage: Eukaryota; Metazoa; Chordata; Actinopteri; Cypriniformes; Cyprinidae. The transcript is spliced from 17 exons. Gene Ontology annotation, cellular component: external side of plasma membrane.